AUGGAGUUGAAGAGCAUACUAGGAUAUUUGCAGAACAAGACCAUCUUAGUAACCGGAGCCACUGGCUUCCUUGGAAUGGUAUUCGUGGAGAAAAUUCUAAGGGUUCAACCAGAUGUGAAAAGGCUUUAUCUUAUGUUAAGAGCUUCGGAUACCAAGUCAGCCACAGAUCGCAUGCAUGAUCAGGUUUAUAUAUAA
Molecule: messenger RNA, 195 nt
Organism: Prunus armeniaca (apricot)
Lineage: Eukaryota; Viridiplantae; Streptophyta; Magnoliopsida; Rosales; Rosaceae
Source: the annotation of a GenBank genome assembly